CUAAAUCAAAGAUGGCGGCGAAGCAAAAAGUAUGUGACGCGAGGGCCGAACUUGCAGAACUCGUCAAGAGACGCAGUGAGAUUGCUGACACUUUGGCGAACCUUGAGAGGCAAAUCUACGCCUUCGAAGGAAGCUAUCUAGAAGAUACUCAGCUUUAUGGCAACAUCAUUCGAGGAUGGGAUCGUUACCUCUCAGCGCAAAAAAACCCAGCCCUCAAAGCAGAUAAAAGAAGUCGGAAGAUCAAAGAUUCUGAUAGAUUGUUUUCUAUGUCCUCGAUUACAUCAAUGGCGGCUGUGAAUCGGACUGGUGACAAUGCAGGAGACAGAGGUCAUCACAGUGAGACUGAUUCCCAAGGCAUCCAGAGCAGUACAGAGGAUCUGACAGCUGAUGUGAAGACUGAAGCAGAUGAUGCAUCUCUACAUAAUAGUGAGACGGAGGAAACAGCAUCUCUCAAAGAAAACAAAGUCUCCAAGACCACUCAUGGCCGAGGCAGACCCAAAAAGUCCUCUACAAAUAGCAAAAAGUCCUCUGAGAAGAGGUGAUCUGUGAUUUUUUUUUCAAUGAAAAUGCCUGCCUGCAAUGACUGCUGAGUUUCCAUAACUUUUUUUCCUUCAGAUAUGCAGAGUUGAAUAAUUAGUGCUGAAAUGUUUUUGUUGUUCUUUUGCUGAGAUUUUUCCUUCCCUUUUGCCAUGACUCCUAACAAUCAUUGGAGAAGCAGGAUAUUGAAAAUAGGGGUGGUUGUGCAUUUCAGUUCCACUGCUUUCAUAAAAUGUUCAGAGGAACUUCAAAAUAUUAUUUUUUUCAGGCAACAUCAUUUUAAGUAAUGCAAUAGAUUGAAGACGUACGUUUAAUGACGUUUUCUAUUGGAAACUAUGAAUAUGAUGAGGCUUUCAAACACUGCAAAACUGUUAUUACUAACACAACAAUGAAUGAUGCUUUCAUGAUCAUGUAUGCAAUCAUGUUGGUACAAGAUAGCGUCAAAAUGACC
Darwinula stevensoni is the source of this 988-nucleotide messenger RNA. NCBI's taxonomy places the organism in Eukaryota, Metazoa, Arthropoda, Ostracoda, Podocopida, Darwinulidae. The record is from the annotation of a GenBank genome assembly.